GGCCCGGAGGCGAGCGUGAACGAGGUCUGGCGCCAUGCCCGGGCACUCGGAGCCCUAGGCCACACCCGGGCAGUGGGAGCAGCCCCUGCUCACCCCCGGGCUCACCCCCUCCCCACUGCCCACUGCCACGCCAUGGCUGGGGACCGGCUCCCUCGGAAGGUGAUGGAUGCCAAGAAACUGGCCAGCCUGCUGCGGGGCGGGCCCGGGGGCCCGCUGGUCAUUGACAGCCGCUCCUUCGUGGAGUACAGCAGCUGGCACGUGCUCAGCUCUGUCAACGUCUGCUGCUCCAAGCUGGUGAAGCGGCGACUGCAGCAGGGCAAGGUGACCAUCGCAGAGCUGAUCCAGCCCGCCUCGCGCAGCCAGGUGGAAGCCACGGAGCCGCAGGACGUGGUGGUCUAUGACCAGAGCACAAGGGACGCCAGCGUGCUGGCCGCAGACAGCUUCCUCUCCAUCCUGCUCAGCAAGCUGGACGGCUGCUUCGACAGCGUGGCCAUCCUCACAGGGGGCUUUGCCACCUUCUCCUCCUGCUUCCCCGGCCUCUGUGAGGGCAAGCCUGCUGCCCUGCUGCCCAUGAGCCUCUCCCAGCCCUGCCUGCCCGUGCCCAGCGUGGGCCUGACCCGCAUCCUGCCUCACCUCUACCUGGGCUCCCAGAAGGAUGUCCUGAACAAGGAUCUGAUGACCCAAAACGGAAUAAGCUACGUCCUCAACGCCAGCAACUCCUGCCCCAAGCCUGACUUCAUCUGUGAGAGCCGCUUCCUGCGCAUUCCCAUCAACGACAACUACUGUGAAAAGCUGCUGCCCUGGCUGGACAAGUCCAUCGAGUUCAUCGAUAAAGCCAAGCUGUCCAGCUGCCAAGUCAUCGUCCACUGUCUGGCCGGCAUCUCCCGCUCUGCUACCAUCGCCAUCGCUUACAUCAUGAAGACCAUGGGCAUGUCCUCCGAUGACGCCUACAGGUUCGUGAAGGACCGUCGCCCGUCCAUUUCGCCCAACUUCAAUUUCCUGGGCCAGCUGCUGGAGUACGAACGCAGCCUGAAGCUACUGGCCGCCCUGCAGGGCGACGGGGCGUCCCACCCUGGGACCCCGGAGCCCCUCCCGGGCCCUGCCGCCCCACUGCCGCCGCUGCCACCACCUACCUCAGAGAGUGCUGCCACCGGGAGCGCAGCGGCCACCACCACCAGGGAGGGCGCACAGAUGGGGGGUGGGGAGACCCCCACCCCCGCCCCCGCCCCGGCCACCAGCGCGCUGCAGCAGGGCCUGCGUGGCCUGCACCUCUCCUCUGACCGCCUCCAGGACACCAACCGCCUCAAGCGCUCCUUCUCGCUGGACAUCAAGUCGGCCUACGCGCCGAGCCGGCAGCCCGACGACCCCGGGCCCCCCGACCCCGGGGAGGCCUCCAAACUCUGCAAACUGGACAGCCCAUCGGGGGGCGUGCUGAGCCUGCCCUCCCCCAGCCCCGACAGCCCGGACGCGGCGCCCGAGCCACGCCCCAGGCUCCGCCGGCGGCCCCGACCCCUAGCCGGCUCCCCGGCGCCCGGCCUCGGCCUGAACUUCGGUGACGCCGCCCGGCAGACUCCGCGGCUCGGCCUCUCGGCCUUGUCGGCGCCCGGGCUGCCCGGCCCUAGCCAGCCGGCCGGCCCUGGCGGCUGGGCGCCGCCGCUCGACUCCCCGGGCACGCCAUCCCCCGACGGGCCCUGGUGCUGCAGCCCCGAGGGCGCGCAGGGCGCGGGCGGCGCGCGGUUCGCACCCUUCGGCCGGGCCAGCGGGCCGGGCGCGGGAGGCGGCGACCUGCGGCGGCGGGAGACGGCGAGGCCCGAGGCCCGGGACGCGAGGACCGGCUGGCCCGACGAGCCGGCCCCGGAGACGCAGUUCAAGCGCCGCAGCUGCCAGAUGGAGUUUGAGGAGGGCAUGGUGGAGGGGCGCGCGCGCGGCGAGGAGCGGGCCGCCCUGGGCAAGCAGGCCAGCUUCUCGGGCAGCGCGGAGGUCAUCGAGGUGUCCUGACCGCGGCCGGGAGUGGCCCCUCCGCGGGGACCCGGCGCCCCCAGCCCUUCCGCUGCCCUCGGCUGGGCCCGCUAUAAAUACGUAUUAUAUAUAAUGCAAUGAAAGGUAAAUGGUUUUACUGCGAUUUUUAUCGAGAAGUAAAUAUUUCAAUUUUUUAUUUAUUUAAGCUGUUCAUUCUGGCAAUGAUUUGGCAACAGUGCGGGGCGGUCCUCGGAGCUCUAUUUUUACUGUCUGGUAUUUAAACUGAAACCCACGUUUCUAAGCAAUAUGAGGCCACCUUCAGUUGCAAGCUGGGGUGCCAGGCCUGGGGUUCCCCCCUCCCCCCUCCCCCAGGAAACACUGCUGACCGUUGCAAAGAGGCUGCUGAGCUUUCGUGCACUUUUUACAUAAGGGGAAAAAAAGAUUAAAAAAACCUUUGCCACAAACUGAGCCGCAGAACCUCCCUGCCCCUCCCCCCCACCACGACCUCCUCUCCUGCCUCUUCCUUCUCCACUGCUCCUUUCUGGGCCCUUCACCAAAGCCAUAGGUGGGAGGAGGUGUCCCGGGAGCUGAGGAGGCACCGCCAGCCCCCUGCCAGCUCAAGGCGCCAGGUCUCGGUGCCAUAGCGGGGAACCCCCACCGCCCGUGCCCCUGGGCCUGUUGCCUGGCAGGUGUUGGGGGCCCAGGGUGUUCAGAGGACUGGGGUCUGGAAGAGGGGAGGAGCGCGGUGAAGGGGGCUCCCGGGUGUCAGGUGACAUGGGUCCACAGGGCAGGGACUGGAGGUGGAACGCCCCCACCCCUGCCCGAGCCUGGGUCCAGUUUCACGGGGUCAGGGGAGGCUGCUGCCCUCUCCUCCGCUUUGGGGGUGCCCCCUAGCGCCAGCUGCCAGUGGGAGGGCCAGCAGGAGGGGGAGCUUGGCCCCUGGGGGUGGCAGGCGGGAGGAGCUGGGCCGCCAGUGCUGGCUCCACUGAUCAGAGGGGGCAGAUAGAUUUAGGGGCUUGUUCUGCAGGUGGAGGUCCCUCCGGGAGGAGUGGCUGCCUCGCAGAGGGAGGGGGGCAGUCAGCGCCUGGCAGACCCUUAUGCCUCCGGGGGCGGGGGCCUCAGCUUGGGAGGGCCGCCUCCACGUAAAGAUCCCUGAUGUGAGCAGAUGCAGGAGGUGUCCCCCACGUCUGCCCAACCUCCACAGGGACCUCGGAGGAGAGAGACCCCUGCACACCCCGCUCCUCUCCUCUGAAGCUUUCCCGGUAUCUUCAAGGUGACAUGCCGGUCCCUACUCCCAGGUGGCUUUUU
This is a messenger RNA of Eubalaena glacialis (North Atlantic right whale), 3267 nucleotides long. It is a transcript of the gene DUSP8, whose product is annotated as dual specificity phosphatase 8. The transcript has 7 exons. Gene Ontology annotation, cellular component: cytoplasm. Gene Ontology annotation, biological process: negative regulation of MAPK cascade; protein dephosphorylation. NCBI's taxonomy places the organism in Eukaryota, Metazoa, Chordata, Mammalia, Artiodactyla, Balaenidae. The record is from RefSeq and is a predicted model, not a curated record. The coding region runs from base 133 to 1998 and encodes 621 amino acids. Gene Ontology annotation, molecular function: MAP kinase tyrosine/serine/threonine phosphatase activity; protein tyrosine/threonine phosphatase activity.